CCCUCACCGGCCAACGCCGAAUACUUAAAACAAGCGCAGUAGCGAAACGCUAAAGUAAACCGUAAAACCAUAAACAAGUGUUCUGAAUUGAGCUUUAACGAUGUCAUCUAAUAGAUGACAUCUAUACACGUCUUCAAACAUAUAUUCCAGUUAUUGUCAAACGAUUGUUAGCUAACAGCAGAUUUGUAAUUUGUAAAUUGUUUUCACUAAAAUCUUAUUGUUUGCUCGCCUUUGCUUGGACUGGGUUCCCACCGUUAGCCACCGUUUGCAUCAGUUGUGAUAUUGAACCAGGGGAGCAGCGACAUGUCGGAGUCCGGCCACAGUCAGCCCGGGAUGUACGGGCAGGGCCGCCGGAGGAGGCGCCGCCGCGGAGACAGAGAUGUUGGAGCUCCGGGACAAAACCUGUCCGGUCCAAGUCGGGAUCGAGAAUAUCAACCAAGGGAACGAAGGGAUGGGAGCGAGGAUCCACCAGGCCCACUCAUUCAGAAGACCCCCAUCAUUCUUGCAAAACCCCCUGGGGAAAGGGCAAAGCCGUCACAGAAUACGCCUGUCAGCGGAGCUCCUGUCCUGGAGAAGCCCAUCAUGCUCAUGAAAGCCAGGGACGAUGGAGGGAAGCCGGGCACUCCUCCUGAAGCAGCAGCCCAGCCCACUGGUCCGGGACCCUCCAAGAUGGAGAGGGAGGGGCAGCGACCCACCCAGCCCGUGUACCAGAUCCAAAACAGAGGAAUGGGUGCUUCUGCAACGAGCAGCGCUGUGGACCCUAUGGUGGGCCAGUCUAAACUCCUCCCUCCGGAGAAGAUGAAGCACAGCAUUAAGCUUGUGGAUGAUCAGAUGAAUUGGUGUGACAGUGCCAUGGAGUAUCUGAGGGACCAGACAGAUAUGUUGGUGGUGGGAGUCAUCGGCCUGCAGGGAAGUGGGAAAUCUACGAUCAUGUCGCUAUUAUCUGCCAACACUCCUGAGGAAGAUCAAAGGGGUUAUGUAUUCAGAGCCCAGACUCAAGAAAUCAAGGAAAGAGGAGGAAACCAGAGCACAGGCAUCGAUUUCUUUAUCACACAGGAGAGAGUCAUCUUCCUGGAUACACAGCCAAUGCUCAGCCCAUCGAUUCUCGACCACCUCAUCAACAACGAUCGGAAGCUGCCCCCGGAGUACAACCUCCCCCACACAUAUGUUGAGAUGCAGUCUCUUCAGAUCGCAGCCUUCCUCUUUACAGUUUGCCAUGUCGUCAUUGUGGUUCAAGACUGGUUCACUGACUUAAACCUCUACAGGUUUCUUCAGACUGCGGAGAUGCUGAAGCCUUCGACUCCAUCUGCAAGUCAUGACAGCACUGGCUCAUCGGGCAAUGAUGAUGGAGCAGAGUACUAUCCUCAUAUAGUGUUCCUCCAGAAUAAGGCCAGACGGGACGAUUUCUGCCCAAGGAAUCUGAAUAACAUGCAUAUGGUGGUGGACAAAUUAAUGGCCCACUCUCAUCUCAAAUACAAAGGAACUUUGUCCAUGCUGGACUGCAAUAUCUUCCCUGGCUUGGGGCAGGACUAUCUGACUACUGAAGUCAACAUGUUCCUCCUUCCUAUGCAGGAGAAUGAUGGGGAGGAUAAUCUGACUAAAGCAGGGACGGGAACAUACCCGCUCUUCUCACUGCUGCCGGGGUACAAAGGACAUCCUGCCUUCCCCACCAUGGUCUCAAAACUCCGCAGCCAAAUACUAGCCAUGCCCCGAUGUCAGCUGUCACACACCAUCCUCACUGAGAAGAACUGGUUUCACUAUGCAGCUCGUAUCUGGGACGGGGUGAAGAAGUCCUCGGCCCUCUCUGAGUACAGCCGCCUGCUGUGCUAACACCGGGGUCAGACUGCUGCUUUAUACACUAGCUGUUGCAAGCUGUUUUGUCUGAUACUUCGGUAAAUGGAAUUGUGACUCUGCAGUUGAAGGCCAACAGGAGGCAGGAGCGAAACUAGAAUCUUGGACAUUUGUGAUUCAUGCAGACUUGUGGCAUAAAAUCCUGCGGACUCUUGGUGUUCUGUCAGAAAGUUGUGUAUCCCUGCCAUGUUCCGCAGUACGAAAGAAAGAGAAUACCACGUUUUAAGCAACACUUCAUAUGUUUUUAUUUGCAA
Trematomus bernacchii (emerald rockcod) is the source of this 2105-nucleotide messenger RNA. It is a transcript of the gene smg9, whose product is annotated as SMG9 nonsense mediated mRNA decay factor. Lineage: Eukaryota; Metazoa; Chordata; Actinopteri; Perciformes; Nototheniidae. The record is from RefSeq and is a predicted model, not a curated record. Gene Ontology annotation, biological process: nuclear-transcribed mRNA catabolic process, nonsense-mediated decay. The coding region runs from base 304 to 1830 and encodes 508 amino acids. The transcript has 13 exons.